Messenger RNA from Drosophila innubila, 1131 nucleotides. RefSeq names its product ras-like protein family member 10B. The record is from RefSeq and is a predicted model, not a curated record. Gene Ontology annotation, molecular function: GTPase activity; GTP binding. Lineage: Eukaryota; Metazoa; Arthropoda; Insecta; Diptera; Drosophilidae. The transcript is spliced from 6 exons.
CAACCAGAAGAUCUCGAACUCCAACUUAACUUUUAAUAAGAAUUACUGUAUAUUUCUUCUCUACAUUUAUAUAUUGAAAAAUCAGUCAAGCUGGCGUCGUUAAAGAGAAAUAACAAUAAUAUAAGCAAUUAUAAUAAUAAUAUAAUGUGGAGUAGUACAAUAUCGCCAACAAACUCUAAGAAACUGUUGAUCGGUAGUACACGAAGCGUUGAUUAUGUCGGUGAUAGUGCAAAAACAACAACAACAACAGCAACAGCAGCAGCAGCCAAUAAUAAAGCAGGUGCAGGAGCAAUCAAAGGAGCAGCGGCCAAAGGACAACAAAAAGGGGCAACACCAUCGAAUACAACAAAAAUCUCAAUUGAAAUGGAGCUACAUAUACAAAAUAAGUGCAUCUCGGCAUAGCGUAUCACUCUGGAGGGUGGUGCAGAGCCGCCAUGGCUGCAGGGCCCCCUUAAAGCUGCAUUUUUGGGGGCUACUGGCGUCGGCAAAACAAGCAUAUUACAGCAAUUUUUCUACCAUGACUUUCCCAAGACUCAUCAGACGACUACGCAUCGGAAAAUUUAUAAAAACUGUUUGGUCUGCGAUGCCUGCAUACGGGAGCUGAUGGUACUGGACGUUCCACCCCAGAAGCGAUUUCCGGCUGAUAACUUUGCUGAAUGGAAUAAUGGACAUCCGCUGGGGCUGCGAACGGUGCACGCCUAUGUGUUAGUCUACGACAUGGGCAAUUUGGAAACGUUUCAGUACUGCCGCUCCAUGAGAGAUCAAAUUUUAGACAGUUUCAGUCAUCGUGAUUUUAGCAUAAUUGUGGUUGGCAAUAAAUAUGACAAUGUGACUGAGGCGCAGGCCAACUCGCAGGAACUCAAGGACAUUUCCACGCUUGUGCGCAAACAUUGGCGUUGUGGAUAUGUGGAGUGUUCGGCGCAAUACAACUACAAAAUCGGCGACGUUUUUCGUGAGCUAAUGGGUUGCAGCAGCGGAGGCGUCACUGGGACCACAAGCGGGGGUCUCGUUGGCACUGACUACUCACAAUCAACUAGGAAUAAAGGACGCUGUACAAUACUCUAGCAAAUGCUGCAUAAGUUUUUUAAGCAAACAUUUUGAUCUCUCGCGCAUAAAACGCAGGCAAACAUU